ACAAGUUACAACUUAAAGGUAUUUCCCAAUAAAAUUAAAACACUAAUAUUAACUUAAACAUUAACCGAAAUGGACAUCGUGAGUAAAUUGGAAAAGGAAAUAUUGGAAAUACGCAAGAAACUAGAAUGUAAAGAGCAAGAAUUGAUUGACGUAAAAGAAAAAAUGGGUACGGCACAAAUCAACAGUAAAAAUGGUGAUUUGGAUAAAACAAACAGUUUAAAAGUACAAUUUGGUGACAGCAUUCCAAAAUGGGCUAUUGAAAGAUACAGCCGACAGAUUCUUCUACCAGAUAUAGGUGUCUCCGGCCAAGAGAAACUGAUGAAGGGCAAACUCCUAAUUGUCGGGGCGGGAGGCCUAGGGUGCCCAGCUGCUGUGUACUUAGCGGGUGCUGGCGUUGGUGAAAUAGGUAUAGUGGAUUACGACACAGUGGAUAUAACAAAUAUACACAGACAAUUCUUACAUACUGAGAAAGAACAAAACAUAAGCAAAGCCGAAUCUGCCGCAAAUAGUUUAAGAAGCAUAAACUCCCGAAUAAAAGUCACUCCAUACAAAGUGCAACUGGAUUCGUCGAAUGCUCUGGAAAUAGCUUCUCAAUACGACGCCAUCUUGGAUUGUACUGACAAUGUGCCCACAAGAUAUAUGUUGAGUGAUGUCGCUGUUAUUGCUAAGAUACCGUUGAUUUCAGGAAGUGCAUUGAAAAUGGAAGGGCAGUUAACCAUUUAUGGAUAUAGGGGUCAGGGUCCUGAUGAUAAGUCGGGGCCAUGCUACCGCUGUGUGUUCCCCCGUCCCCCGCCCCCGGAAGCUGUCGGCAGUUGUUCGGCCAAUGGCGUCGCUGGGCCCGUCCCGGGGGCCAUAGGUGCGUUACAAGCAUUAGAAGCGAUCAAACUUCUAGUAGGUCAUACUCGAGACAAAUUAUUGGUCGAGAGAAUGUUGAUUUUCGAUGGUGAAGACAUGAGCUUUAGGACUGUGAAACUUCGUGCUCGAAAUAUCCAAUGUCCGUCAUGUUCAGAAAAUCCGACGAUCACAAAACUAGUCGAUUACGAAAUGUUUUGUAGCGCACAAGCGAAUGACAAGGAUCUCCAUCUAGACAUUUUGCCGCCAGAAAAUCGAAUAUCCGCCACAGAAUUGGCGGCAAAAAUGACAGAUAAUAAUAAUUUAGAUAAACGCCAUCUAUUGGUAGACGUUAGAAGCGAGCCGGAGUUCAACAUGUGUUGUAUAGAUGGCGCUGUUAACUAUCCCAUAGAUAAUCUGUAUAAGGAUAAUUUAAACGCUCUGUUGGAGGAAAUAAGAAAAUGCACUAGCCAUGUUACAUUCAUCUGUAGAAGAGGCAACGAUUCUCAAGUCGCGGCGAAGCGUGUUCUCGAUGUUAUCGAAGACAAACAUAAAAACAAAAUCAAGGAUUUGACUGGUGGCCUUCACGCGUGGUCUAAAUAUAUAGAUCAUGACUUCCCUGUAUAUUAAAAUUAUUAAAAAAGAACGUAUAUACUUAUGCAGAACACACGUGUCAGAAGUGAAACUUCUUACAUGAUUCAAAGAUAACAAAAUCGUCGCCUUAUCCAUGACGUGAUAGUUGACGCGAGCUUGAAGUUUUACUCUCAAAGCGCCUAAAGCAGUUUCACUACAAAAAUUGAUAAAAAUGUAAUGUUAUUGAAGUGAAACUUCUUUA
This is a messenger RNA of Colias croceus (clouded yellow), 1666 nucleotides long. It is a transcript of the gene Uba4, whose product is annotated as adenylyltransferase and sulfurtransferase MOCS3. Gene Ontology annotation, cellular component: cytosol; cytoplasm. NCBI's taxonomy places the organism in Eukaryota, Metazoa, Arthropoda, Insecta, Lepidoptera, Pieridae. The transcript has 11 exons. The record is from RefSeq and is a predicted model, not a curated record. Bases 70 to 1461 code for a protein of 463 amino acids. Gene Ontology annotation, biological process: tRNA wobble position uridine thiolation; protein urmylation. Gene Ontology annotation, molecular function: thiosulfate-cyanide sulfurtransferase activity; adenylyltransferase activity; URM1 activating enzyme activity.